AGACAACGUUCUGCCGCCGCAAGAUUCUGGCUCGUUCGCGCUCGCACUGCCCAAAUUUGAAAUCAGUGAUCUCGCCAGUCUGCAGUGAAAUUCCUGCAGUCCGCCGAUCAUCUGCAUCUUCCAUCCAAAUCAGGACAAUAUUCUGCAGUUCUCUUUGUUUUUGUUGUGUGUUCAUUGGGAAAAGGCCACGGAUUAUGCGAAUUUAACACGUGAUGCACGUUAACUGUUCGCUUUAUCGCCGUUGAUCGACGGUCGACCUACUUUGUGGUUGCGCAAUCUGUACACAACGCGAGGAACCCAGUUGGAACUCAUCGCCCCAGUCGAUUAAUCGUAUUUACUGAUUGUUGUGCGAGUUGUGGAAUUUGCAUCCUUUUGCAAUAUUUUUAACUGUGUUUCUGCUGGAUUAAUAAUGGCACUGAUGGGUCGGGUGCUUAAUGUUGGACGGUUUGGAUGGUUUGCGCUCCGCUCAAAUAAGGGAGAGAGUCUAGCCCGCCGGCAGAGUAUCGCCGCCGACGGCGACCUGCUGAUCCCCUCCGGUCUAUUAUUGGCGCUGGCCGGUGUCGGUCUGUGUACCUUCUCCUGCCACCAGAUGAGCUCUACCAGCACCAGCCGGAGUUUCCCUUACGGGAAAUGAACGUUUCUGUGUAUUCCCAAAAUACACUGGGUCCGCAGUAAACGAGCGGGAUUCGCUGUACAUUGCGCUGCUUCAGCUGGAACUAGCCAAUACCAAAGUGGGCAUCUGCUGCUUUUUCUUGUGAUAUGAUGAUGCCGUGGCCUUGAGACGAAAUGCGUGCGUGUGUAUGUCGUGUGAUUAUUUAUUUUAAUCCCUCGAUUUCUGCUGAUUUAUUGAAUGUUCCUUGAUAUGUGUCAGAUGGAUGCGCUGACCGGCGCGGUUUUUGUCGGCCGUCGAUGUAUCUGAAUAAGGGAAUGUUCAGAAUAAAAUCUCUAUUGAUUUAAAUA
This is a messenger RNA of Paramacrobiotus metropolitanus, 960 nucleotides long. RefSeq lists its product as uncharacterized. The transcript has 2 exons. The record is from RefSeq and is a predicted model, not a curated record. Bases 410 to 634 code for a protein of 74 amino acids. NCBI's taxonomy places the organism in Eukaryota, Metazoa, Tardigrada, Eutardigrada, Parachela, Macrobiotidae.